Argiope bruennichi is the source of this 1101-nucleotide messenger RNA. Its product is annotated as glutamate receptor ionotropic, delta-1-like. Gene Ontology annotation, cellular component: membrane. Gene Ontology annotation, molecular function: glutamate-gated receptor activity. The transcript has a single exon. The record is from RefSeq and is a predicted model, not a curated record. The coding region runs from base 1 to 1101 and encodes 366 amino acids. NCBI's taxonomy places the organism in Eukaryota, Metazoa, Arthropoda, Arachnida, Araneae, Araneidae.
AUGCAAGCUAUGGAUGUGCCAUAUGAAGUAGUUCUUCCUGAGGACCAAGAAUGGGGCCGUUUGUCGUCAAACGGUAGCUGGACUGGUAUGAUAGGUAUGAUAGAGAAAGGCGAGGCUGAUUUGGGAAUUCAUUUUAUGACUGUAACGGAACAAAGGUCUCAAGUCGUUGAUUUUAGUCCUGUUUACAAGACAGAAGAUGUAACAUUCGCUAUUAAGAAACCCGGCAGAAUUCCGACUUCUUCGGCUUUUAUACAUCCAUUUCAAUUCAGCAUCUGGAUCGUGAUUCUUGUUUUGAUAGUUUUAAUGCCUCUGGCUUUCCGGAUUUUAAUACGAACAAAGUAUACUUAUUCCAGAAUUUUGUUUGUGUUUUUAGGAGUGCUUCUAAAACAAUCUAUUACGAUGAAUCUUUAUUCUUUCAGCAGCAGGAUAUUUUUCUCUUCGUGGCUCAUCUUCACAGUAGUUGCUUCUUACAGCUACUCAGCAGUACUUCUGUCUCUUCUAACAGUCCCUCCAGAAAUGCCCGUGGUUCAGAAUUUCAAAGAACUCUCUCAAGCAGUGGCAAUAAGUAAUUACAAAUGCUUCGUUCCCAAAGGCUCAAUAGUGGUCGACGCACUCAUCAAUAAUGAAAAGGAAUAUUUGAACUUUUUGGCUGAAGCUGUCCUUCGCCAUGACUGGUAUUUAGGAAGUUAUGAUUUAACAGUAAGUCCACAGAUUGAUUCACAUUCAGCAAUCCUGACCAUCAGGUCUUUGCUGGAAACAAUUGCUGGCCCAGAAGAAUGGAAGGAACAUUUUCUGUCUGAAGAUUCUCUCGUUACUUUCCAGUUUGCUAUACCAAUGAGCAAAAGAUUUUGCCAUAAAAUGAGACUGAAUAAAUUAAUAUCUCGAUUGAAUAACGCUGGCAUAUACAUGCAGAUUGUCAAAGAGGAGGCUUUCAAAUCGCGAUUGGCUGUCCAAGAAAGGAAGAUUCAAAAUGCUAGCCUGGAGAAAAGACCGUUAUCAUUCAGAGACCUUUUUGGAAUGUUCAUAUUGCUUUUGGUUGGCUUAAAACUUGGCUUUUUAGCUCUUUUAUGUGAAAUAACAUGGGCUCGGAUAAGAAGAUAA